AUUUUUGCUCAGAAUUACCUCAAAAACUUCUACAACUUCUCCACGAAUGUCAGGGGCAGAAGCGGCAGCCAAUUUGAUAUGAAGAUUAGAGAAUUGCAAACAUUCUUUCAUCUUGAUGUGACUGGAAUUCUGAACAAAGAUACAAUGGAAGAAAUGAAGAAACCUCGUUGUGGAGUAUCUGAUAUUGGGGAGUAUAGUGUCUUCCGAGGCAGACCAAAAUGGAACAAAAACGAUAUCAAAUACAGCAUAGAGAAUUAUACACCAGAUAUGAAGAGGAGUGAUGUGGACAUUAUUCUACAGAGAGCUUUGAAACUGUGGAGUGAUGUUACACCACUGAGAUUUACAAGAUCAAGUUCAAGCCAGGCAGACAUUAAGAUUUCUUUCUCUUCCAGAGAUCACGGAGACGGACAUCCAUUUGAUGGACCUACUGGGAUAUUAGCACAUGCCUUUUCUCCAUCAUCGGGACUUGGAGGUGACACUCACUUUGAUUUAGAUGAAAGAUGGACGAAAGAUUCCAGGGAUUUCAACUUGUUCCUUGUGGCGGGUCAUGAAUUUGGCCAUGCUCUGGGACUCGAUCACUCAAAUGACAGAAAGGCUUUGAUGUUUCCCACCUAUUUGUAUGUGAACACAAAUGGAUACAAGCUUCCAGCUGAUGAUGUUAGAGGGAUCCAAUCUAUAUAUGGACCUCCAACUUCUGCUCCAGUGCCAAAACCACCCAUCACACCAAGGCCACCUAAAUGCAAUCCAAAACUGUCCAUUGAUGCUGCCACUAAACUAAAAGGAGAUACUUUGUUUUUCAAAGAUAUAUCUUAUGUCAGGAAGAAUUCAAGGACUUCGAAAGUGGUGACAGGAUUUAUCAAAUCCACAUGGCCAACUGUCCCAUCAAGUAUUGAUGCAGCUUUUGAAUUUUCGCAGGGAUAUGCUUUGCUUUUCAAAGGAUCGAAAUACUGGGCAAUCAGUGGCAACUCUGUACUCCGCGGUUUUCCUAGGAGUAUUUCUGACUUCAACAUUCCACAAAAUGUUCGUAAAAUAGAUGCUGCAGUUCGCAUUUCAGCAAAAAGAAAAAUUCUGUUUUUUGUGGGAAAUAGAUACUGGAGUUAUGAUGAAUGUAGAAGGCAAAUGGACCCUGGGUAUCCAAGACUGAUAGCUGGUGACUUUAAAGGUUUCAGAAGUAAAGUGGAUGCAGUUUUCCACAAUGAUGGUUUGCUUUACGUGUCUAGUGGGUCGGUUCUGUAUGAGUACUGGUACUUUCAGUGUUAUGAUGAACGUAGAAGGCAAAUGGACCCUGGGUAUCCAAGACUGAUAGCUGGUGACUUUAAAGGUUUCAGAAGUAAAGUGGAUGCAAUUUUCCACAAUGAUGCUUUGCUUUACGUUUAUGAUGAACGUAGAUGGCAAAUGGACUGUGGGUAUCCAAGACUGAUAGCUGGUGACUUUAAAGAUUUCAGAAAUAAAGUGGAUGCAGUUUUCCACAAUGAUGCUUUGCUUUACGUGUCGAGUGAGUCGGUUCUGUAUGAGUUCUGGUACUUUCAGUAG
This is a messenger RNA of Callorhinchus milii (elephant shark), 1533 nucleotides long. RefSeq names its product neutrophil collagenase-like. Gene Ontology annotation, molecular function: zinc ion binding; metalloendopeptidase activity. The record is from RefSeq and is a predicted model, not a curated record. Gene Ontology annotation, biological process: proteolysis; collagen catabolic process; extracellular matrix organization. The transcript is spliced from 14 exons. Lineage: Eukaryota; Metazoa; Chordata; Chondrichthyes; Chimaeriformes; Callorhinchidae. Bases 79 to 1533 code for a protein of 484 amino acids. Gene Ontology annotation, cellular component: extracellular matrix.